Oikopleura dioica is the source of this 4227-nucleotide messenger RNA. NCBI's taxonomy places the organism in Eukaryota, Metazoa, Chordata, Appendicularia, Copelata, Oikopleuridae. The record is from the annotation of a GenBank genome assembly.
AUGGACCCCCAACUCCCAAACGACGAAGAAACUCUGGAAUUUGGCCUUGAAGGGUUUCAAGUACCACGAAGGACCGCACGACUGGUCGCAGUGUACCCGCACUCCGACCCAUUGGAUGUGUCAUCUCCUUAUUCCGUUUUGGCUGAAUACACCGAGGAGCAGAUUACGGCUCUCAUUGCUCCUCCAGUUUCCGGCCGUCCGCAAACCCCUUCCGAAGACGAGCAAGAGAUGGACGUUGAUGAACCGACUGGUGAGGCCCUAGCCCCAUUCAAGCCCAUCUCCGAUCCUCGACCUACUUGCGAAAAGAGUAUUCCCUCCUUUCAAGAGGUCACUGAGAAAGAAGAGUCAGCUUCCACCGACGCCAGCGAGUCGGACGACUCUGAUAACUUCGUGACGCCUUCACUGGCUGUUGUCGAAGACCUAUACGCACAGGUUCGCGACUCCCAUUCCACCAAGGAUAGGACCGUCUCCCUUGGCGACAAGAUCAUCUCCUCUACGAAGGGAGAUGGAUUACCAACCUUGCUUGGCGAGACUAAGUUCGACAGACUUCCAGGAUCAAUCCCCUCUUUUCAGCUUGUUUUUGGCCAGUGGGCGAUUUAUUACACCACUCAGUGCCAGAAGUUCACUGCAACGGAUGUGGAGCGCCUACUAUACUCGAUGUUUUGCCUUUACGGUAACCUUGUUCACGACGGUCGCCGCUACUUCCACUCAUUGGUCCUGAGCACAAUCCAGAGGAUCAUGGCAGCAAUGAUAACCCGUAAUGAAGACACCGAGGACAUGGUUCAAGAGCGCUUAUCACGCACCUAUUCACAACUGGUGAAUGACCUGCUCUUGGUUUUCGCACGCACCAUUGACGCAUUUUUGCAGCAAACUUUACAGCCAGCAACAAAUUCCGACGUGAUCGCUCACGCCAGAUGUAUCAAACGUCAAGAGACCAGCUUGCGACCGUUUCAAAUCAAAGGGUGUACUAACGACAUCAGCACUUGUUAUAUUACUGGCUUGCGAAAGGUCAUUAGACCACCAUCAUUUACAAGCGCUUAUCAGCAAGUGCUUUUAUCCGCCAUACAUGUUUCUCAGCAACAGUGCACAACUGCCUCAGAGUUCGAUAGGACUUUGAACCCUGCUGAUCUCGACUCUCCCGAACCAACCGAGCAAACUGCGAUUCCUCGCGUUUCCCGCCUGGUAUUGAACCUUUCCUCCGAGGCUCGAGAAGUCUUGACGGAAUUAGGAAUCAUCCACAGCAUUUAUGAACUAUCCCCAACCAAACUGGAAACAGAAGACGUUGUGGACUUUCUGCAAGCUUUGACCCUCCAAGAUCCCGACCGAGUCAAGAAUAUUUCCGAGUUGUCCAUAACUGCUGUCGAAUCUCCAUUCUAUAUUCCCCGCGAAGAGGAUCUGUCUGACCUUCACCGACUGUACGAAGAGUAUAUUACGGAAAGAAGAGCCGCAAGGGCUCGCGAUUCGCAACAAAAUCCGCCCUGUAAUUCUCCCCCCGGUAAUGAUGCCCCGGAGCCUCAAGCAAAUGACGAGUCAAGUGCUCGAGAUCACUCCACGCCACCAUCUCCUUCAGACAAUGGCAGCAGCGAUUCAUCUUCCUUAAUGAAUGCUACUAUCCGACGUGGUGGUCGACUCUACAUGGUCUUCACUGCUGAUGGACAAUCUCGUCCCCGAGUUUUCAGAUUAAUUGAGGAAGAUGAGAACGCUCUGCUGAGCUUACUCACCACUCAGACCGGAAUUUCAACCACUGACGCGCUUCCUACUACGGACAUUCCCGUCACCAGCAUCCUCCGCCGAGAUCCAGCAAGAGCGACUAGGCACUCGACUUCCGUCCAUGAAAACAGCGGCCCUCUACCUGCAGUCCGUCCUGGGCAUCAAGCAGCAAGCUCAACUCUGCUACUCGAUUUAUUGGAGAACCGGCUUCAAUCAGUUACAGCCGAAAGUAAUAUCCCGGAAGCAGCACCGAUUUCGUUUAAGCCCGACAUUUUGGCCAAUCACCCCUUGACAACCCUCAUGGAUGAUGAAGAACAGAUUACUAACAAGCCAGAGUAUGGUCUGGUGGCAACCAACGACACUAUUCUCUGCUUCUCAGGCUCAUCUGGACUUCAUGAAAAUCCACUGAUCCAGCAAUUGGACGCAACAGUUGAAUCAGCCCAAUCGCGUAUAAAACGAGAACAUGCCCAGACCCCAAGCCAUCCUCAGGCUGAGACUCUAACCGAAAAGUUGAAAAGAGCCUCUGUUCUCGCCUACCAAAAGAUCUUAAACAAUCAAUUGCUCGCGAUCCCGGCUGACAUUUUACAGAUUACCGAUUUGGAUUCAUACAAUCCUACCAUUCAAGGCGACGUAUCCGCUCUCUACACUACAAAGCUAAGUGCUUUACAUGACCGAAUGGAUUUCUUGGGGGCCUCAAUCUUUUGUCAGAAGUUAUUUAUGUCAACGGAUUACUUGAAUCAUAUCUUAAUGAUUUCCCCGCUGACGGAUCUCCAGUUACAAGUUGAGGCGCACAAUCUCCAUUUCGCCGGCUUCACCGGUGGGUCCGCUCUCAAUCUCUUGCGCAAGGCUCUUGGAUACUUCUUUUAUCAACAUCCUCUCUAUCAACUACAAACUGAGGUCGUGAAUCAGUAUGCUCUCCAAAGCGAUUCGAUCACCUGGUGUUCAACUGACCCAUCAAACAACUAUCAGCGAGCAGGAGGCCCUGUUGCAACUUGCACCUAUCCGCCUUGCCAAUUGAGUGGAGCUUGCUUAAUGCGCCACUCGACCAUCAUGUGUGGCGUCUACAACUCAGCUCUUACUCAACUCCACGUCAUAGCAACCCGACUCGACCAUCUUCAAGCUACCUCCCAGCUUCGCCUUGCACGCGAGACUGUUUCAUUUUCUGGCCUUGCUCAUUUGAACUCAAGAUUGAUCCCCAUGGAACGGAGUGUUCAUUGUCACAAUAUCUUGGCUGCCCCCCUUCAUGAAUCGUUGAAAAAGGCAGGGAUGACGACAGGCAACAUUGUGUGCGGUAUCAGCCCGCUUUUACCCGUAUUCGGUGAAUAUUUGUCCCUGCAUUUCCCAGAUGUGAUGAAGAAUGAACAGAAUGCUGAGGAGUUUAUUCGGUAUUGCCGCGACCUUAACCGAUUAGCUGGACUACUAGCUGAUUUUGGAUUCGAAGUAAUGUAUUCUCCUUCAAACGGCGAUCUGUAUCUCCGAUUGACCAACAUUACUGAUGACCAAGUUUCCGCUUUUUGCCAUUUCGUCCGCGCUAUGAUUGUCUCCAGCCCUGAGUACAGCUCGAGCGAGAAAUCUACAUUAAACGAAUUGUUCCCAACUCGCUAUUCAACUUCACCCGUGCCACAACGACUUCUCCCUACUGCUUACGAAUCGGAUUUUACCAUUAGCAGCAUAACUGAAAGCAAUAUUUCCGACUUUCAAACAGCUCUUUCUGACCGCAUCACCAAACUGACUGACGAAGGGCCACUUCUUUUCAACUCUGAGUAUCUCCGCGAGGCUAAUUGUUUCCGUAUGGCUCUGCCAAGUGGUCAGAAUCCAUUUCAACUUCGCAUGUCAUGGGAUUCCCGCUCAUCCGCCCUACGAUCCUUCGUUCAAGCAUUGCACCGUUCCGAGACUCAGUUUGUCGACUUCACUCGCUAUGGCCUUUCGCCUCACCUAUACCCGACCAAAGUGCGCGGAUGUACCGUGCCCUUAUGUACGGAUAACUCUUGUCAGGCUAACCAGGACGCAAUGCGCACUCUGCUAUCCGAACUGCAGCAAUUAAAAGUCAGGGAAGCAGAGGCUGGAGGACUACAGAAACAAUCCCAGUGGGAUCACCUGUUCCCCGACAUCGAAACUACCCAUGGGCAGCUGCAUAAACAGACCUUGGCAGAUCUUGUGAGAGGGGAUCUUGGUCCAGCGUACACUCCUGGGGGAAGAUAUAAAGACUCUGUGCCUCGCUCAACUCUUCUGGAGCAAUUGGAAGAAUUGGGUUGGAGUUUUAUGGACUUACAGCGACUAUUGCCGCUUUUCUGCUGCGUCGUCGCUGGCUUCUACGUAAAGCCUGGAUCCGGUAAACGAAAGAAACGUGCACGUCUCUACAACGCUACAAAUACCUUCUACUACUCUAGCUCUGGACAAAGUUAUUUAAUAUCACUCGCACACGAUAUCCCACUGGCUUUGAGUGCCCGAUACUUACUCCUGGAGACAACUGGUGUCGACUCUAAGGAAGGGCCCACACUUACCAUACCAAACUAA